CUGAUACUGAUUGGUUGGGCGUGUGCAAGUGUGUGUGUGUGUGUAUCACAUGUGGACGAGAGGUAGUGAUUGCCACGUCCUCAAAUUGCCCAUAGUGAUCAGCGGCGUUCAGACAUCCUGUAGGCAGCAGCAAGUAUUGUGGUAUGUGAACCGCACCUUUGCUGAGACGUCCUGUUUGAGGUGCGGGAUGAACACAACAUGAGACUGUUGUCAUGUUCUUGGAGAUGUGAUGGGGGCGUACAGGCCGUAGUGCCACCGCCUCUAGUGCCACAAAGGUGCUAGCAGCAAACAGGUCAACCAGUCAGAUUGUGAGCUGACAUAUACUCAGAAUGAGGCUGCGGCGCAAUCUAAUUUGGUGGCUCAAGUUGGGCAUAGGGGUGUUUAUGUUCCUGGCAGGGAUCUACAUCAUAACACGCCACACCCAACCUGAUGGCCAUCCCACCAAGCACAGUGAAGAAAGAGCAUUGCCCUUACAAGAACACAUACCUGCUGCUCAUCUGGAUGAUAACAAAAACAGCAUCCUUGAAAAACAGAUUGCAGACAUCAGUUUGAAAACCAAUGUGCCUAUGCAUGACCAAGAGGGUAGCAAGGACUGGAAUGACUAUGCACUAAUAGCAGCAGAGGCAAGACAGACAGGGCCUGGAGAGCAAGGACAAGCCUAUAUUCUCCCAUCCAACCUAGCAGCUGAAAGGGAUCAACUGUACAGGGUCAAUGGAUUCAAUGCUCGUGCUUCAGAUGACAUUGCUCUGAAUCGUUCCCUGCAAGAUCUGCGUCAUCCAAAAUGCCGGGAUAAAAAGUACUUGGCCAAGCUGCCUCGAGCCUCUGUGAUUGUACCUUUUCACAAUGAGCACUGGUCCACACUCCUACGUACUGCUGUUUCUGCCAUCAACCGUGCUCCUGAAAGCCUGUUGCUAGAGGUGAUCCUGGUAGAUGAUGCCAGCACGAAAGGGUUCCUGAAGACUAAACUUGAUGAUUAUGUGCGUGCCAACCUCCCUAAGGUGCGGGUACUGCGCCUGGCCCAGCGUUCAGGGCUGAUUCGUGCACGUUUGGCAGGUGCAAGAGCAGCACAGGGUGAAGUGCUCAUUUUCCUUGAUUCACACACAGAGUGCACCACCAACUGGCUUCCACCACUGCUGGAGCCCAUAACCAAGGACUACCGUACAUGUGUCUGCCCCUUCAUUGAUGUUAUUGAUUAUGAGACGUUUGCAUAUCGGGCACAGGACGAGGGGGCACGAGGAGCAUUUGAUUGGGAGCUCUUCUACAAGCGUCUGCCUCUGUUACCAGAGGAUAUGGAGAACAUGCCUGAACCCUUUAGGAGUCCCGUGAUGGCUGGAGGACUAUUUGCCAUCAGUAGCAAGUUUUUCUGGGAGUUAGGCGGCUAUGAUCCUGGGCUGGACAUCUGGGGUGGAGAGCAAUAUGAGCUGUCCUUCAAGAUAUGGCAGUGUGGUGGUACCUUGGUGGACUCGCCUUGCUCCCGCAUCGGACACAUCUAUCGCAAGUUUGCUCCCUUCCCUAACCCGGGUGUGGGAAACUUUGUGGGCAGGAAUUACCGUCGUGUGGCUGAGGUGUGGAUGGAUGAGUAUGCUGAGUACCUGUACAAACGCCGACCAUCCUAUCGUAGCAUUGAUCCUGGGGACCUGACUCAGCAGAGGGCCAUCCGCGAGCAGUUAAAGUGCCGGUCCUUUAGCUGGUUCAUGAAGGAAGUGGCCUUUGACCUCACCAAGGUGUAUCCCCCCAUUGAGCCUCCAGACUAUGCUGCUGGCAAGGUUCAAAGCGUGGGCAAUCCUGGACUGUGUGUGGACACUGGCUACAAGCACCAUGGGGAACGCUUUGGCUUGAAGGAAUGUGGUUGGGGAGGAGAGCAGGAGAUGCAUCUCACCUGGCACCAGGACAUUAGGCCAGGACGGCGCUCAAUCUGCUGGGAUGUGUCAAGUGGUGACCCUCAAGCUCCAAUACUACUAUAUAACUGUCAUGGCAUGGGUGGUAACCAGCUAUGGAAAUAUGAUCAAACACAACAAUGGCUGGUGCAUGGUGGGAAUCCAAGGUGUCUCGACACCAACACAGACAACAAAGAGUUGUUUGUAUCUGCCUGUGAUCCAACCAAGAACACUCAGCGAUGGAAAUUUGACAAGUUUGAUCACAAACACUUGAAAGAGUUAAAGAAAAAUUAACUGCACAUUUAAUGCAAUGAAUGUUAGAAGAAUAUUUUAGUAAUUGCUUUUCAAUAUUGAGACAAGAGUUGUCUUGACAUUGACAUUUGAUAGUAUGAUCGUUGUAGGAUGUGUUAUUGUAAUUACUUUCAAGUUCUGAGAUGAGUGGCCUCAACAGUUUGAUGGUAUGAAUGUUGUAGGUGAUAAUUUCAUAAUUGUUGUUUUUAAUGGCUAAUAUUGUGUGGAAUACAUACAUUAUCUUUUAUCUGGAAUUCUAAAAAUCAGAACACUCCAAAAUCCAGAAGUCAGUCUUGGCAACAAUUUUUUAUUUUUUUUUUUACCAUACACUUUAUCAAUCUGCACAUUUUCCUCUUUGUUUUUUAACAUUUGCUUUGCUGCUGCUAUUGUACCUAUUUUUAAAACAGUUAUUUGCCACUCUGUGUGACACUGUGCUGCCCACUCCACCACCUACCACCACGCCACAGCCAGUCCUACCAGAGUUGCCAAAUCCACAGUUUACUCACCCAGUUAGGCUGUUACUGGUGAGAAUUGCCAGGGGAAAAACAAUAGUCAUAGGUUGAUAGUUUUUUUGGGUCUUGUUAAAUACAAAGUUGCAGCAUAUUGGAUGAUUAGCUUCAAAUUUUGAAAACAUUUGAUACAUUAGCACUCAGUUGUGAUAAUGGUGAAGAAGGAUUGUCACAUACACUAGGCUGUGUGUAUGCACGUGUGAGGGGCAGUGCUUGGCUGAUACCUACAUGCAUCAUGAUUAUCCACUAGCAAUUCUAAUUUAUUGUCCUGUUAUUUAGUAAAUGUGUUUGUUAUUAUAAUAUUAUAUUCCUUUAUUUGCGGUACAUAGGAAUAAGUACUGGUAUAGGUGCUAUGCCACCCCAGUGUUAGAGAAUAACCACAUUUUUGUGUGUAGGGCAAUGUUCGUAAGGAUAAAUUAUGUAUGAGAUUUGUGGUAGCUUUUAAAUUACAAUACAGAAAGCUAAUGGUGAAGCAAGUACAAAUAAUGAAUACCAUAUAUACUUAUGCAAAUUGCCAAGAGGAAAAUAUGUAAGGCAGCUAUAAAUACUGUGUACAGAGGAAGAUAUGUUCCAAAGUUUAGAAAAUUCUGGAAUUCGGAAAGUGGUAGGUCCCAAGAGCUCUAGAUAAAAGGUUGUGUAUCUGUACGUGGUUGCAAGUCUUGAACGUGUUGAUCAGUUAUAAUUUGAAACUUCUCUUUGGUUGUUCAGUGGAAGUGCACGUGACACAUUAAAAUGAUUCCAUUCACAGGAAGUAGCAGGAGUCUCCUUCCUCUGUAACCUGGUUUUAUACAAUGUUAUCAUAGUUAUCAGAAGGUUUUGCUUCAUGGCAACCCCCUGGCAGCUAUGCAUUAUAGAGGCAUUCUCUGUUGCUGAUUAUAGUGUAUUCCACUGUGUGUGUGUGUGUGUGUGAAUGUGUGUGGGUGCAUUCUUUGAACAAUUUUACUUUGAUAUUAUAAUAUAUUGCCACAUAUAAUUUAAGUAUCUUCACCAGUGCUGGAAACAAUUUACCAUUGUUCUUGACUAAA
Molecule: messenger RNA, 3702 nt
Organism: Scylla paramamosain (green mud crab)
Lineage: Eukaryota; Metazoa; Arthropoda; Malacostraca; Decapoda; Portunidae
Product: putative polypeptide N-acetylgalactosaminyltransferase 10
Exons: 11
Coding region: 330-2171 (613 amino acids)
Biological process (GO): protein O-linked glycosylation
Cellular component (GO): Golgi apparatus
Molecular function (GO): polypeptide N-acetylgalactosaminyltransferase activity
Source: RefSeq, a predicted model, not a curated record